CACAGCCGCUUUAGUCGCCCGUUUGUGUGUAGUGAAAACAGUGAAAAUUAUUGAUAUAAAAAUAAUAUUAUGCCUGUUAAGUAAAGUUACAUUCAUAGGUAUAAUAUAUUGUGUACAUCAAUCACUGGAGAUAUAUUAUUAAUCACUAUUUGACCACAAUUUUCAAAAAUGGCUCGAAAUGCUGAGAAGGCAAUGACGACGUUGGCGCGCUGGCGCGCCGCACAGGUCCAGGAGACGGGGCAGCGCGAGCGCCGCCCCUACCUCGCAUCCGAGUGCACCGACCUCCCGCAGGCCGAGAAGUGGCGGUUGCAGAUCGUCCGAGAGAUUGCUAAGAAGGUCGCGCAGAUACAGAACGCCGGUCUAGGCGAGUUCCGGAUCCGCGAUCUGAACGACGAGAUCAACAAGCUGAUGCGCGAGAAGCGCCACUGGGAGGUGCAGAUCAAGUCACUCGGCGGGCCGGACCACGCGCGCGUCGGGCCCAGGAUGCUCGACCAAGAUGGACGGGAGGUGCCCGGCAAUCGGGGGUACAAGUACUUCGGAGCCGCUAAGGAUCUGCCAGGCGUGAGAGAACUAUUCGAGCAGGAGCCGCCGCCGCCGCCGCGGCGCACGCGCGCCGACCUCAUGCGAGACGUCGAUGCUGACUACUACGGCUACCGGGACGACGACGACGGUCUACUGAUCCCUCUAGAGCGGGAGGCGGAGAAAGAAGCCAUAGCGCGAGCUGUCGACGAGUGGAAGAGGAACAAGGAAGAGAACAAGGACCAGGACGUGCCUGAAGAAGAAAACAUUUACCCAGAAGAUCCCGACGAUAAACGAGUGGACGAUGAUGACGCUGAGCCACAGAUCAUCACCUCUCACGUGGCUGUGCCCUCACAGAAGGACAUAGAGGAAGCUCUACUCAGAAAGAAGAAACAGGAACUUCUAGAACGAUACGGCUGCCUCGACGUUAAAAUGGAAACCAGCUGACAACACUAGUCUAAUACUUCGAUUUAAUUAUUUUAAGUGUAAAUUGUGGAUGAGAAUGAGAGGACUGAAAGAAAUAAAACAAAAUUUAUUCCAUAA
Messenger RNA from Leguminivora glycinivorella, 1062 nucleotides. Its product is annotated as pre-mRNA-splicing factor ISY1 homolog. Gene Ontology annotation, cellular component: catalytic step 2 spliceosome; post-spliceosomal complex; Prp19 complex. The record is from RefSeq and is a predicted model, not a curated record. Gene Ontology annotation, biological process: generation of catalytic spliceosome for second transesterification step; mRNA 3'-splice site recognition. Lineage: Eukaryota; Metazoa; Arthropoda; Insecta; Lepidoptera; Tortricidae.